GGCACCCAACAAACAUCCGAAAAGUGUUAAUUUUGUAUGAAUACACAGGUUACGCGCUGUCGAAAAACAAAAACCGGACUAUAUUUCAGUAUCGUGACAUACGAAAACCGUUAAAGACCAUGUGAAAAGUGGUACACCAGUUCAGUUAUGUGUAGUUGUAGGUUUGUACUUGUUAUUUUUGUGACUAUCAGCUGUGCAAAAAUAAUAAAAGGUGAUGGUCGAGUACCCAACCCAUACUUUCAUUUUCCUGGAGGAUCAGAUGCCUUUAUGGGGUUGAUUGCUACUUUCGCAGUUCCGAUAGAGCUAAAAGCACCUGGUGAUGUGAUCCUAUCCAUGAUUUUGGAAGCAAACUACAACAUGCCACAGAACCAAACAUCCUUCGAGUAUCCACCAAUUCUUGGAGAAUCGGAGAGGACAAUCAUUUACAAAAUGUUCGAAAGAAAAAUCGAAGAGUUUGGGCAUCCUGGUAAAAAGUGCCUGGAACGAAUAAUUUGUGAGGCUGCACAGAUAUCCACGAAAUCCACUGGAGUUUUAGGAGACAUUGUACAUAUCCUCUUAACGCCUACCUCGUCAAAAGAAGAAAAUCUAGGAGAAUACGUAAAAGCAGAACAAGAUGGCCUGAAUGAGAAGUGCAACAGUUACUACGAAGACUGUCAAUACAGUAUUUUAGGUGCAAUUAGUAAGAUCAUUGAUUUUGUAGAGUCGUUUAAAGAUGUGUCGUGA
This is a messenger RNA of Acanthoscelides obtectus, 723 nucleotides long. The record is from the annotation of a GenBank genome assembly. NCBI's taxonomy places the organism in Eukaryota, Metazoa, Arthropoda, Insecta, Coleoptera, Chrysomelidae.